Aaosphaeria arxii CBS 175.79 is the source of this 4121-nucleotide messenger RNA. RefSeq names its product RNI-like protein. The record is from RefSeq and is a predicted model, not a curated record. The transcript is spliced from 5 exons. The coding region runs from base 484 to 3942 and encodes 1152 amino acids. Lineage: Eukaryota; Fungi; Ascomycota; Dothideomycetes; Pleosporales.
CGUAUCCGGAGCGUGUGUGCGUCUGAAUGACAAUUGCGAUCAACUGUUUUCUCAUCUCCUUCAAUCUUCUCUUCUUUUCUCACCUCGCCUCGCUUCCAUCCACUAUGUUGACAGCCAACUUUUGCGUCCUCGCUUUCACAUGAAGACUAUCGGAUGCGGCUUCAGUCCAGCUUGAUUCGGCCCUCGUCUCCCCACACCCACAUCUCAACCGCGUGCUCUCUAUCGCGCUUAUCCACGCCCGUCAUAAGCUCCAACGGCUAACCUCUCAUGCUUGUCGCAUUGGGCCGCUGAUUGGCCACGUUCAACCUCACCUCUCCUGCAACUACUGUGAGCUCGCCUGCUCAACCCUCUCGUGUCACUACUAGUACUCCCUCGUCCCUCCCGUCCCUCCGAAACCUCGAAAGUCCCGCAUGAACGUUUCCUUUCUUCGCUGAGCUCUCGCUGAGCUGCGUGUGCGCUGCAGACCAUCGGGUCUCCCACACAAUGACCAAGGAAAGCAAGCGGCGAAGCAUCUUUGGGCUUUCCGGCCUACAAAGCUUCAAAGAUGACCAGGAACCAUCCAAUCUGCUACGAAAGCGGAGGACUGCCUCGAUAAUGACAAGCUUGUCUGCAGUGUCGACCCAGUAUGGCGACGACGAGGCAGUCGACGGCGCCUCCGCGACCACACCCUCGCCUUCCGCAAGGCCCUCGAUCGUGCGCAGCGCAGGCAAUCGCACAAGCGCUGUAUUCAAUUCCCUCAGAGGCAGUCCCCUGCUAGAUGGCGAGGAAUUCGUACCUACACUCGCAAAUCGUUCCCGUACUCUUUCGAACAACUGGGCUAUACCGGACGACCCUUCGCGGAGCCGCCAAGUUCUCCAGCAUGGUGAGGUACAGACAAGUAGCUCCAUGUUUCGAAAGAAGAAGGAAUACCUAGUUCUUACUGAGACCCAUCUGAUGAGAUUUAAAAACCAACCCAAGGCUACCGAGGCUUUCCCACUAAUCGUCCCCUCUUUCUCGCGAGCAUCGUCUUCAUAUCGACAUAGUCAAAGUCCCUCUGCCGGUUCCUACGAGUUCCCCUCUGCUGCAUCGGAUACAUCUGGUGAUCGUGAUCUUGGGACCCCAUUGCGCCAGAUCGUUGCUGUCCACCAGCUCGACGAUGGUCGGCCACACUUUGCCUUCGAGAUUGCAUACCUUGACGACGAGACGAACCACGCCUCGUCCAUGACUUUGCAAUUUGGAGACGCAGAUGACAUGCAUAGAUGGCUUGCCAAGAUUCGAGACGCAGCUAAUCGCGUAAGGCUGGCUGACUCGAACCCCCUGUCUGCAUACAAUUCGCAUCUGGCUGCACGAGUAGUUGAGGCAGAACGUGAUUAUGUACCCCCGCAUUAUUCCAUAUACAAGGUUGUUUCACGUCCUUUGGCGAAGCCAGGAACAAGGGCGUCAUCCGACGAUCUAACCAAGGCGCUCUCUGUCGUAUGUUUUCUUGCUAUUGGCGUGCAUAAAGUUCACAUUAUCCCACUGUUCAAACCUCCUUCGCAACGAUCGUCGAGUCCAUCUCUCUCCACGCAAAACACUCAGUCCUCGUAUGGUGUGCUGAACAUUACCGAGCUUCGUGUGAGCGAGGUAGACGACAACUUCGAGCUAACUUUCAGACUACCUUUUCAGAAGCCCAAGGUCUUAUAUCUUGCCUCUCUAGCCUCCCAUGACAUCGCAGUCAGACUGCGCUAUGUUGAGGAGAAUUUACGCCCCGAAUGGGAGUCCAGACCGUACCAAUUCAUUGUUCCUGAUGCCGUCAAACAUGAUAUUCUUCGACAGAGCAGUCCCCGGCCGAUUGACCAGGAUUCCCUUGAUCGUCUUCUCACUGGGUAUUGCAUUUCGUACAAUGUAAAGCCUGAAAACAUUCGGUACCAGAUCACUUAUCCCCAGGAGGAUUAUCCACGUUUCGAGCUAUUGCGACCGAUCGCUAUAAGGAGAGAUCACUACACUGCAUUGGAGCUACUCGCAGUGAUGAGGUCAUUGCGAUACAAUGAAGGAUUCGGGUCAAUAUCCUUCAAGGAUGUCCCUCUGGAUGCUCUCAAUGGUGUGUUUGACGAGUAUGGAGCGGAACACGUAUGUGCCAAAACGAAGCGUGGGACUCCUGUUCGCUUGGAUGCCGGGGAGUUGAAUCGGUCAUGUCUAUUGGUUCAGGAGAUUCGCGCUCUAGCAAUAACGAGUCGAAGAUUGCGGAGGCUUGACUUCUCAGCAUGCAUUACCAGGAAACCUAAAGAUCACAUGAGUUCUUCGUCCAGAGGCCGUGAUAUGGGUUGCGGCAUUGUAGAGGCCCUAUUCCCGCUGUGCAAGUACCAGACUACCAAUGUGGACUGGAUAGCCUUGAACAACAUUACAUUGGGCGAUACGGAUCUGGACUAUUUGGUUGCUGCGGCAGUCGAGAGGUCUUGUCACCUACGUGGCCUAGAGCUGAGUGGGUGCGGCUUGACAGAUCGCACGUUGUCUCUCAUUUUAGACUCUCUUCGGUCACAAGAGAAUACAUUCGAAGCCAUAGAUCUGUCUGCAAAUCCCGUGCGCUUGUCGCCAGCUCUUUUCGACUCGCAGAUCGGUGUUUUUGGUUACCUCACCAAGCUCAACUUGUCAAAUCUUGCUCGCAGCUCAGGAACAGAGCCACUUAUCUCAGUCGAGACCUUCCAGGCCUGGCGAUUGCAGGAGUUGAUCUUGAGUGGGACUUCAUUAAAUCCAGCCAUGGUAGAUGCGAUAGCUAGUUAUCUUGUUAAUUACAAGCAAUCGAAGGCAUUGACCGAGUUAAAGCUAGAUCAUUGCUAUCUCACUGGUCGGGAUAUUGCAUAUUUGCUGCAUUCGAUGACCGAGGUCGCCGGUCAAGCUCGAGAACUACAUUUCGACAUCAGUGAAAAUGACAUCGAGAAGAAUCUUGACGAGCUCACGAAAGCCAUAGCGAGCGGACUCACGCCUUCACGGCUAUCCGUAAGGCUGAUUGAAUUUGACGAGGAGACGGAUUUCCGGAAGAUGAUCCAAGCAUUGACCGUCAACAAUACUAUUCGGCAAUUGGACAUAUCGCGAGCUUCGUUGCCAUCCGACGCAUCUGCCCCCACGACCGAGGCUCUAGAAAAAAUGUUCGCCGAGAAUACUUCUCUGGAGUGGUUGGACAUCAGCGGUGAAGACUCUCGCUUGGAGACAACGAAACUCGGGGUGGGGAUCAACAGGGCACUGAAAGGUCUGCAGUAUAACACAACUUUACAAGUGCUGUACAUCAGAUUCCAGAAGCUUGGUUUGCAGGGUGCAAGUACGCUGGCUGAUGUUCUCAAAGUCAACACAACUCUACGAGAAUUGUAUUGCGAAAAUAAUGGCAUUGCCUUGAGUGGUUUUACCGACUUGGUCAACUCAUUACAUCGCAAUACCACCCUAUUAUACCUCCCAUCAAUGCAAGAAAGUCGACAGCUUGCAUUGAAGCAAACCGAGGAUCAAGUGAAGCAAAUGCAAAGCGAAAACUCUCCACAAGCAAAUGGCCGAUCGACAUCCGUCCGAUCUAAGAUCGCGAGCAAAGUGUCCGGAAAAACCACGCGAGAGCGUGCUCCGUCAAUGAUUUUGUCUGAUCAGGACAUCAAGGCCGCCUUGGGCUUGGUCGAUGAGAGCUGGAGUAGGCAGGACUAUCGGUUGCAACAAUAUCUCCAGCGCAACUUCAAUAUCGCAAACGGCAUCGAGGUAGCCUUGGAGGUUGACGAGGAAGAAUUCGAGCGUCCGGAUACCGCCCUCAGUAUCAGUAAAAUUGUCGAAAAGGUCACAAUCGAUACCACCCCUACCGUGGAGAAAGACCUGCAGCUUGGGCUUGAGAUAGAGACGCAGAAAAAAGAACGGGAGCGACGCGGCACGUUGACUUCGAUUGAAAAAGAGAUCCAGAUGUCGUAUGCCGAGAAUGUACGAGCAUUCAAUCGGAAUCGACUCCCAUCUUAGCGGCACACGGAAAACUUACAUAUUCAUCCUUGUUUUCGAUUUUAUUGGGGGAGAACUUGCAUGAAAACAGCAUUUGGCUUUUGUGUUUUGAAUAAGUACGUGGUCAUGUAGAUCUAUUUUGCAUAGCAGCAAGGCGUUCAGUAAAACGAGGCAACAGUAUCGCGGGGGUGGCGCUUCUA